AUGGAUUCAAACAUAAAAACAUCUAUAACAGAUUUGAAUAAUUCUAAAAAUUGCGAGACUUUGGAAAACGACAAGCCGGAAUCUUUUAAUGAAAAUGAAAGGAGUUCGCAAGAAUCACUUGGCGACACUCAAAUUUUUAAACGUAGUCCUAAAAUAACCUUUGAGAUAAUAAAUCGUGAACACAAAAUAAUCAAUUCAUGUCAUCCUAAUAACGCUGACAAUGUCGAAGACUUGACAAUUAUCUGUCAUGACGAUAAAGUCGUAACGAACUGUAUUCUUGACGAUGACGAGAAAAUAGAGAGAAUACCGUUAGAUGAGAACAAUCCAAUGAAUUGGUCACAAGGGAAAAAGCGGAUUACUUUGUUCUUGAUUGCUUUUGCCGGGAUAAUUGCUCCUCUUUCUAGCACAAUCCUUUAUCCAAUUCUAAAUUUAAUUCGAGAAGACUUGAAUAUUCAACAAAUACUUGCGAAUUCAUUAGUCGGCGUAUUUAUCUUAGUUCUCGGAAUCGCACCGCUUGGAUGGGCAUCAUUUUCCGAUACGCGAGGCACUCGACGAAACGUUUAUUUAUCUUCAUUUUUAAUCUUUAUUGUUGCGUCUUUCAUUUGUGCUUUAUCGUAUAAUGUUUGGUUACUGCUAAUAAUGCGGGCCUUACAAGCAUGCGGUGCUUCAGCCGUUCAAAGUAUUGGAGCAGGAACAAUAAGCGAUAUAUAUCCGCCUUUAGAGCGAGGCAUGUCUUUUGGUCUAUUUUACGUCGGCCCGCUAAUUGGAACAGUAAUUGGCCCUGUAAUUGGAGGUUAUUUAGGGGAAGCAUUUGGAUGGAGAUCAAUAUUCUGGUUUUUAUUGAUAUUAGGAGUCAUAAUUAUUCUUGUGAUUUUCUUUUUUCUUCCAGAGACAUUCUAUCAGCAAAUUAAUCCAUCAGCUACAUCAACAGAUCAAAAAGAGAAAAAACGAUUUAACCCAUUCGGACCACUAUCUCUUCUUAAACAUCCACACUUACAAAUAGUAGUAUUAUAUAUUAGCAUUCUUUAUGCAAACUUGUACACCCAACAUAUUUUAAUCUCGACGACUUUUCCAUCUCGAUACCAUCUUUCUACAAGCGCAAACGGUUGGAUGAUCUUUCCAAAUUGUGUUGGUUACCUGAUUGGAUCGGUUUUAGGCGGUCGGUACUCGGAUUAUGUAUUGCUUAGGGGGAAAAAACGGCACGAGGGAAAGUAUAUGCCGGAAUUGAGACUUCAAAGUGUUUGGUUUGGCGCAAUUAUUUUCUCGUUUUCUACUUUGGCGUUUGGAUGGUUGGUGGAGUUUAGGUUACCGUUGAUAUGGCCUCUAUUAGCAAUGUUUUUCGUUGGUCUUGGAACUAUGCUCGUCGUUUCUUCAGCAUGCGGUUACAUGGUCGACACAUUCCCGUCAUUAAGCGCUUCGGCGAUUGCUACAAAUAAUUGUAUGCGCUAUCUGGCAGCAGCAACGAUGACUAUUCUCACUGAGCCAAUGCAUCAAGCUUUGUGCACCGGUUGGAUAUUCACCAUUCUUGGAUUUCUUUCUAUGGUUGGCGGAUUGCUUUUGGUAUUAGUCUAUGCUCGAGGUUCAAAGUGGCGUGAACAAGCUUUAGUCAUUAUUAGUGAAAAAUGUUAA
Molecule: messenger RNA, 1629 nt
Organism: Ambispora gerdemannii
Lineage: Eukaryota; Fungi; Glomeromycota; Glomeromycetes; Archaeosporales; Ambisporaceae
Source: the annotation of a GenBank genome assembly